CACGUGGUCACCGCCACCAAACCUCAUUUGAAGCCGAAUGGACGCGUUUUUUGCGCGCAACACCGCGUCGACCGGCCCGUCGUUCUGCCCGCAUUGCGGGUCUAUCUUGGACUUGCCCGAGACCAACUCCAUUGUGUGCUCAUCCUGUGGCUUCACGUGCCGGUACACAGAUUUGCCGUCGCUCACCACCGUCACGUACAGCCAAGACCGACGUGAACCCAAGUGGGUGAAAGAAGAUAUCCAGUCUCAAGAAGUCACGGGGCCGUCUCGUGCCACGGUCGAAGAAACAUGUCCAAAGUGUGGACAUCCGGAAAUGGAAUUUUACACGCUGCAGCUGCGAUCGGCAGACGAAGGACAAACAGUCUUUUACGAGUGUAAGAAGUGUGGCCACAGGUACUCGGUCAACACCUAAGGCUACCCUCCAGUGGGGGGAAAUAAUGUCAAUCGUCAACCUCUCAAAAUGCAAAGCCAUCAAAAUUCGUCC
This is a messenger RNA of Aphanomyces astaci, 484 nucleotides long. RefSeq names its product transcription factor S. Gene Ontology annotation, cellular component: RNA polymerase I complex. Gene Ontology annotation, biological process: termination of RNA polymerase I transcription; DNA-templated transcription. Gene Ontology annotation, molecular function: nucleic acid binding; DNA-directed RNA polymerase activity; zinc ion binding. The coding region runs from base 38 to 412 and encodes 124 amino acids. Lineage: Eukaryota; Oomycota; Saprolegniomycetes; Saprolegniales; Verrucalvaceae. The transcript has 3 exons. The record is from RefSeq and is a predicted model, not a curated record.